Messenger RNA from Lingula anatina, 4996 nucleotides. RefSeq lists its product as uncharacterized. Gene Ontology annotation, molecular function: ATP binding; protein kinase activity. Lineage: Eukaryota; Metazoa; Brachiopoda; Lingulata; Lingulida; Lingulidae. Gene Ontology annotation, biological process: protein phosphorylation; negative regulation of G2/MI transition of meiotic cell cycle. Gene Ontology annotation, cellular component: cytoplasm; nucleus. The record is from RefSeq and is a predicted model, not a curated record.
ACGAGAUAACAUUAUUGAUCUGGACGUCCGUAUACAUACAUACAUAUGCUCUAUUGAGCUGUAAAUUGGUGAAGGUAUUUCCACUGGGCUCAAAAUAGAAACCUUUGCGCGGCCAAAUCGAUGUGGAUGGUGGAAGCGUCAGAAAAAGUGAGCUGAUUUUACACCAUUUAACCACCGGAAAUGUUUUGGUCCUAUCUUUAAUAUGGAUGUAUUGUGGCCUACAGCACAACAACAGCGAAGUGGGCCUCGCAUACAAUGACAAUAGUUUUCCUGCUGUGCGGCAAUAACUGGGUCAAGAUAAGCCGCCCUAUAAAUAUACACUACGUGUGGCACAACAGAGCGUGGCCUACUUUUGUUCAGUGUUUUCUGAAUUUAUUGAUGGUGUUGACUCACACAAAUUGUGCGUGUGUGUUUGCUGAAAUUUAAGUAACAUGGAAAUAACCGACAUGUCGUAGUGCAUGACGUUAAUGCUAGGGAAGGGUGAACAAGGAUGUAAGCUGUCGGACAGCAGUUAACUACUAGUGUGAAGCGGUGGGACCUACACUGCUGUACUCAGUGUCUCCGAGUCAUGACCUGUUGACUUUUUUCUCAAAUAUUCAGACAACGGCGUCAUCUGAGAAGAUACGUUGGCCUACUGGCGUCUUUGUGAUAUAUAACUGAGUCAAGAUGGAGAGGAAGGGGUACCAGCCUGUUGAGAGAUUAGGUGGAGGAGAGUUUGGAGACGUUUAUCUGGCUAAAAAGGGAGACAAAGACUAUGCAGUCAAGGUAAUUAAGUGCACGGAUGUCAAUCGCUCCGCCAUGCUGAGAGAAUUAGGGAUAAUAAAUAACGUCCCCAAACACGACAAUAUUCUAAGAUUUGACUGGUUUCCUUCUGGAGAGAAUGAGGCGUGUGUUGUAAUGGAGUAUUGUACAGCAGGAGAUCUAAAUCAAUACCUGCUGAACUUCGCAGAUGAUAAUCACCGCACGGUUUACGGUUUUAUGCACCAAUUAGCUGUAGGACUGGCCUAUCUACACUCUAAGGGCCUUAUUCAUAGAGAUCUCAAGCCCGAGCACGUCCUCAUUGACUGCGUCAGCGGACAAUAUGUAGUAAAACUGUCUGAUUUCGGACUGUCGAAGUUCAUUGGUAAAAGUGAGGAUGUGUCCUUGAAAGACUUCUCAGCUGGGUAUGCUAAAACAAACUGGGGAACUAAUUAUUUCAUGGCACCCGAGGUUAAUGAGGGUCAGUACGAUGCGAAAGGGGACGUGUUUUCUUUAGGCCUCAUUUACGUUGCCAUCCUCUGUCACACUAUUCACACACUGCCAGAUGGCCGUGAACUGAUAGCUCCUUUGGUUGACGCUGGGGGUUCAAAACAACCAGUCUGGCAAUUCCUGACCAACAAUCCAAACACAUUUUUACCACAGGUAGAUCAACUAUCGCACUCUGAGCGUUUUGUCAAAUACGAGAUGGCCUCCUUAAUCCAUUACAUGCUCCAAAAAGACCCCGAGAAUCGACCCCCGGUCGUUCAAGUCCGCGGGGAAGUGAAUAGAAUUCUAUACUGGGAUGACGUGGAAGAUUCUAGCUCGGAAAGACUGGACGAAACCCGUAGCUCUGACGGGGAUCAACUUGAUGAUAGCUUCGAGGAUCAUACCCUAAAAGGCGGGGAGUACGAAUGUGCGUCUACCCUGCCCAUCCGGGGCGACAGCCAAGAACGUGAUGACCCCGAUGAUUAUGAGGACUCUACUUUAAAGCGUAGAAGUAGCACAGGGGACGAGGCAAUGUCUCCGCAACAGAGGAAGAAACAUAUUGACGAUUCAACAGUGCGGAGAGCUCGCUCGGCAGAGACAGUGCAGGACAAAUCGCUAAAUGUGCACCUGGUGGAAUUUCCGGACUCUUGCUUGCUGAGGUCAAACUCCGAGUUCCAGUACGCCACUCUUCCUGAUGAACACGAGUACGUGGCCCAAGGCGGGCAGUCUUCCUCGACCAGCAGUCGCAGUCCUACCAGUACGACAGACACAAAUGACACGUCCAGCCGAACCCCGCCUGAAGAUAGCUUCAUUCAGAUUUGCGACAACGGCGGAGAGCACUUGGCACAGGAUGUUCACGACCGUUUGUUAGAAAACGCCGAGCAUGGCGAACCCCUUGCAAGUUUGACCCCAGAUGAAGACGAUGGCGACGAGGUGUUUCGCUCCAUGAAUACUAGUUCAGUGGGAUCAGAAUCCGUGGAAUCCAUUCCAAUAUAUUAUCCACCAGCGGACGGAGCCGCACCUACGCUAGAGGAUGAAUUUGAUUUAGAAAACAUUCCGAUCGGUGAAAAUGCAGGGCUUGCGACUUUAGUGAGACAUUUUAGCGAGGCAUCAGCGAGCAGCCCUCGUCGUAAGGAACCGGGCGCUCCAGGCUGGAGUCUGAUAGACGAUGACAAUGAAGACCAACCGAUAGACGUUACGGAUAAUAUAGGACUUACCACUUUAGUUGCUAACUAUUCCAAACGCGAUGAAUUAGUGGCUGAGACAACAGACCCAAAUGCCCCCUUCCAGUCAUCCGAUUUUCAACCAGAGGAAAGUCCAACUGAAAACGACAAAAUACACGAAUACCCAGAAACAGCGGUGGAGACCCAGCCACUGUUGAUCGAUUAUGAAACAGAAAACGCCCUUAGUCUUACCACAGUGGUGAAAAACCUACAGAAGGACCCAAAUGCAGAACCCACUACACCUACAAACGAGCCCAAUGCGCCUUUUUCCAGCCUUCCUUUGUCAGACCAGGGCUCCUCUGACGCAAUCGGCACUACAACUAACGAUCUGGGAUCAACGACAUCGUUAACGAGUAAAAUAUCCCAACCUGAAACGCUGAACAUCGUGGACAGAACACCAACACCGGACCCUCAGUCCGUUCUUGUGACUGAUGCAGAGAUGAAUUUCUGUCAACCGGAGGACCCCGAACAAGCAAGCACUAUAAAACGAGUGCUUAUGGAACGGGAGCAACAACGGCGAUUGGAACUCGACAGGCAAAUCCAGAUAAAGGAAGACGCGAAACUAGCGCAGAAACUUUUUGAAACUUUUGAAUUAGAAAAAGAGGAUGAGCGGCUCGCCCAGAAGAUAGCUGCGGAGGAGAGACGCCCCAGUCCCUCUCAAUAUAAACCCAGGCCUGUCUCUCAAACAUCAUCUAUUUUUAACCCACAACUAGAUGACGACACUCAGUCACUUGUCUCAUACGGGUCUCCAGCCCCAAAACGUCACAGAUCAAGAAAAGACUCCGAGAGUUUGAUCGCUGUGGUGAGCGAGCUCUCUGAUACUGAGUCUCUGUCGGGGGUUUCAAACCUUAAACGCACUGCGGCGAAUGCCCCACCCCUCAGUGACAUUAGCACGGGAAGCGAUGACGUCGAGCCCGUGCCGUCCUAUAUGGAUGAUAACACGCCGUGGAGUAGGGCCCAACCGGAGAACAGUCUGCUGGCGGACCCCCCAUAUGAUGAUGAGGAGGAGUAUGACUGUAUAGAUCCAGAUCAUAAGGGAUACUGCUGGUGGUGCACCUGUUGUCUCUUUCUCCCGCUCACGCUGCCGUCUUUUUUCUUUUAUAAAAUUGUCAAAUGUAUCCGCAAAAGGAAACAAAAACAUCAAAUGAAAAAGCAGGCCAAGGCGAGCGCUGCGUGAUGGGGAGCAUUCUUGUUUUGACAAGAGUUAAAUGUAGCAUGAGAAGUAGAACGUUUGGAAAUAUUUUCAAAAUGGUUGUGCAAGCAUUUUAUGUGAUGUACCUGUAUUGCAAACGACGUACAUUGGACGUUGAAACAAUGUGCGCUAAAAGUUACUUUAUGCAAGAUCACAACGAACGCGAUUUGAGGCUUCCUUGCUGAAAAACUAGGUUAUUUACAUUUUAUAUACACGAAGCCUAGUCUUAUAAUUAUUAUUAUUAUUAUACAGAAGACACUGUGUAUCAAAACAAAAUCCCAUUCCAUUUCUAUUAGCAAUCGCACCGAGAUCUCCAGAGGUAUAUAAAUGUUAUUAGUGCGUAUACUUAUAUUAUCCACACAAAUACUCGAAUAAUUUUAGCACGUAAAAGUGGUUAAACUUAAUGGACGGGUGCUAUGGCUUGGAAGUUGACGUAAGAAUGAGCACUUGAUAAUUUUACAAAUGACCGUAUUCGGAUUGACGUUGACUUUUGUUAAGAGAUGGACUAAGGUUUCUGUUCCUAUGGUCGAGUUUAUCUGUGAGUAAUGUGAUUUUUGAUUAGAUGGGGAUUUUCCUAACUUUAGUUAUGUAUUAACACAAUCUGUGAUUUGCUAGUUGACAGACAUUGAUUUGACUGUUUUAGUAUCCUGAUUUAUAACCGCACAUUAUCUUUUGGCAACGUAUUCAUGUCAUACUUUUAUCGAUGCUUCAGAAAAGAAAAAAAUAUUAGGUCUCUGAUAAGAUAUUUUAUUAUAUGACCACUUGAAAGUAUUCAUUUUAGCAAGGUAUUCGUAUUAUAAUUUUACUAUGGCGUUACGAGUUUCAGUUAUUGAUCCUCAGAUUAGACUCUUGUUUGUUAUUUAACGCCCUAUUGUCGGAAUUUUUUAAAAUUCCAGCUGCACUAUGGUAUUGUUUAAUGUAUGUCUAAGUGUCACGGAGUAGUGUCUGUGUUUGACUAGAUGCCGAGUGGUGACCUAGUGCAAUAUGGGACAACCCACUUGUUGUCACCCAGUAUGGUUGUAAUGUUACCUUAUAAUAACAUUAUUAUUAUUACUAGUUUUAUUGCAUUUUCUCUGAUUCUACGGCAUAAGUAAUUUCAAAGACUUGUAGAUUUGUUUGUGAUUCGAUCAUUUUUCCAAGCAAGCUUUCUUAAUGCUGUCUGGGGAGUAACUUUAGGACAGAUUGCCAAAGUGUGUGCGUAAUAAUAUGAAAAUCAUUCCGCUUGUCAUUCCAUUUUAUGUCAUGUUUUCGUUUAUUACAUGGGCCCCAGGACUCUUAUGUAUCAUAACAAGUUGUCUUUUUACAGUUUAAGACGCAUCAAAAUGCUUAAUAAAUUAUCCCACCGAUUUUUUUCCCG